AUGGUUGGAAAUUCACGGCCCCCUCCCAGCCGCCGCAGAGACAAGGCGCAGCUGUCAUGUGAUUUUUGCAGGAAGAGAAAACUAAGAUGCGAUCGAAAGCAACCGUGUGGGACAUGCUCAGCUCGGGGUCUGCCAUGUCCUGGCAACUGCCCCGCCGAUGCCUACACAGGGUCUCAACAGCAGCCUACCAUCGCGUCGACAACCAUCCAGUCAAGACUCAACCAGCUUGAAAGCCUUGUUGUAUCGCUAGUUCAUGCCUUGUCUGGUGAAGGCGGCGAGACAGCUUCCAUAUCCUCCCUCCUCCAUACCACCCCUGAAAUCCAUUCGCAGGCGCUAAAAACCUCGUCCAGCGAUGGCUAUGACGCCCCCAGAAUGCCGACGACUCCCGGGUCGUCGGAACCGGGGGUCAUACGUGUCGGCUCUACGGGUACAGUCUAUGUCAGCAGCUGUCACUGGUCCGCCAUUCUGGACAGCAUAGCAGACUUGAAGCAGCUGCUACCUGAGCAGGAAGAAAACCAAUUGCAGCCUUCGCCUGCCCAGCUAUCGAGGCACACUACCCCUGAACAGAUCGAGUCCCGGCCUGGGUUAGGGUUAGAGUUGGGAUUUCCCGACCUUCUUUGUGCCUGUCAUAGGUCACGAUCGAGAGAUGACUUGCUGCAAGCAAUGCCAGAUCGCCGUGUUGUCGAUCGUCUUGUGUUUGUGUACUUCAAUGAACUCGCUCUACCCGUCGUAGCUAUCGUUCAUCCACCAAGCUUUCUCCAGCAGUACCACAAUUUCUGGGCAGACCCAACCCAGGCGUCUCUGGCCUGGAUCGGGCUUCUCUACAGCAUCAUGUGCUUGGCGACACACUUUCGAGGGGCAGCUGAAGCACAUUCUGGCCGCGAUUCGAAUCAGUCCAAAGCCAGCUCUCAACCCCCGUCAGUCCGACCUAGAUUCCUCGAGGAAGUGACGCAGUGUCUAGUGCUGUGCGACUACAGCUGUGGAGGACCUCAUGCGAUUGAAGCCCUACUGCAUUACUUCGCGAUUGAGCAUACAAGAUGGCCCGACUCAAAGGCGAGGAAUUGGCUCCUCUUCGGCCUGAUUCUACGCCUGGCUGUCCGAAUGGGCUACCACCGAGACUCAUCACACUUUCCUGCCAUUUGUCCUUUUCAGGGCGAGAUUCGAAGACGGAUUUGGGCUAUGCUCUAUUCCCUGGAUAUCAUUUUAUCCUUGCAAAUGGGUCUCCCUCGAAUUACUAAGGACGGGCAGUGGGACACCAAACCGCCUCGCAACCUCUUGGACACCGACUUUUAUGAAGACAGUACAAGCCUUCCCCCCUCCCGACCGGAGAACGAGAUCACGCCUGUUUUUCCACUGCUCUGUAAACAUAAAAUCCUCCUGGUCCUGGGACAAAUCGCGGAUUGGACCAUGACUGCAGAUGUGGUGCAAGGGUCCAGUUCUGGAAAAGACGAGAUGGUUCUCGAGGAGAGGCUCCGAGCCGCUUAUGACAGCCUCCCUGGGCAUGCAAAGUUCACAGCUCUCACAGACUGCCUGGCCCAAAAGCCGCAGGACAUUGUGAGCCGUAUCAGUACCACUGCUCUGCUUCUCAAGGGACUAAUUGUUCUUUAUCGCCGCCGCACGAUGUUGGAGUCUGCACCGCUAUACACCAGGCGGCCGUCAGGCCACAGGGAUUCCGAAGGAGAUGAGCACAACAACGACGCUGGCCUUCGGAAAUGCAUCGAGGCCGCUUUACAGUUACUCGAGUACCAACAAAUUCUUGAUGCAGAACAACAGCCUGGAGGCACUCUUCAUUCGAUCAGAUGGCCUGCCACCUCCACCAUGUCACAUGAGUUCCUCAUGGCGACAGUAGUUUUGUCCAGCUACAUGUUGCGGGUUACCACCCUACACUCAGAUUCACUGUAUGCCAAUUCCCAUGACGGAGGCCAGAAAGACGGGUUGGAUUUGAUUGAAUCCGUAUUGAAUAGGUCGUAUGACAUAUGGCUUCGAGAAAGCACCCAGUCAACUGAAGCAAGAAGAGUGUCAGGACUGCUCGCUCUACUGUUCAGAAAGUUGGAUAUGAUGAGAAACGGGCAAAAGGAUGACGGAGAAGAGCGGGGGAACUUGUCAACUAUGAUGUAUGAAUACCAAGAUAUAGGCAUGGGUAGCGACUGGGCUUCACUGGAAGGACUAGUUGAAUGGGGCAGACUGGAUUGCUAG
Messenger RNA from Fusarium keratoplasticum, 2196 nucleotides. RefSeq lists its product as uncharacterized. Gene Ontology annotation, molecular function: zinc ion binding; DNA binding; DNA-binding transcription factor activity, RNA polymerase II-specific. Gene Ontology annotation, cellular component: nucleus. Gene Ontology annotation, biological process: DNA-templated transcription; regulation of DNA-templated transcription. Lineage: Eukaryota; Fungi; Ascomycota; Sordariomycetes; Hypocreales; Nectriaceae. The transcript is spliced from 4 exons. The coding region runs from base 1 to 2196 and encodes 731 amino acids. The record is from RefSeq and is a predicted model, not a curated record.